Messenger RNA from Musa acuminata subsp. malaccensis (wild Malaysian banana), 3402 nucleotides. RefSeq names its product copper-transporting ATPase PAA1, chloroplastic. Gene Ontology annotation, molecular function: P-type divalent copper transporter activity; ATP binding; ATP hydrolysis activity. Gene Ontology annotation, biological process: copper ion homeostasis; monoatomic cation transport. The record is from RefSeq and is a predicted model, not a curated record. Lineage: Eukaryota; Viridiplantae; Streptophyta; Magnoliopsida; Zingiberales; Musaceae. Gene Ontology annotation, cellular component: membrane.
UAUUGCCUCGGCCUUUGCUAAAAAAUAUGGUGGCAAUGAAAGCCUUCACGGAAGCGUGGAAACGGUGACCCAAGAGACAGCCGCGUGAGGAGAGAAGAGGCGGCGAUGGAGUCCGUCGCUCUCUCCACCGUCUCGCUGCUCGCCUUCUCCAAAACCACCCUCAGGAUCUCCCGCAAGCGACACCUCAGCCGGCUGCUCCUUCCGCCUAGUCCGGCGACGGCUACGGCGACGGUCGGGAGCGCCAGGUGCUUCGGAAGCCUCGAUCCCAGGAUAUCCCGCGAGCUGUUCUUGAUCUCCUUUGCCGGGAGUCUGUUGCGAAAUUCACCUCCCGUGGCACCAAUUUCUCGUGGGUUGGCGUGCAUAUCGAGCUCCGCCCCCUUAUCAGGGAGCGGUGGUGGAAAUGAUGGAGUCGGUGGCGGCAGCGGCGGCGGCGGCGACGAAUCCGGCGGCGGUGGGAUGCAACCGGUAUCUCUUGCGGGAGAAUCCGGGGAGGCUUCGACCCGUGGGUCUGAUGUGAUAAUUCUUGAUGUUGGGGGGAUGUCUUGUGGUGGAUGUGCUGCCAGCGUGAAGCGCAUUUUGGAAAGUCAACCUCAAGUGUCAUCAGCAAACGUCAAUCUUGCGACCGAGACAGCAAUCGUGUGGGCAAUUUCUGAAGCUAAGGUUAUGCCAAACUGGAAACAGCAGUUGGGAAAUAGACUCGCAGGCCAUUUGACAACUUGCGGCUUCAAGUCCAGUCUUCGUGAUUCUGCAAGAGACAGCUUUUACAAAGUAUUUGAGAGGAAGAUGGAUGAAAAGCUUCAGAACCUAAAAGAAAGUGGUCGGGAGCUUGCUGUAUCAUGGGCAUUGUGUGCUGUAUGCCUCCUAGGGCAUCUCUCUCACUUCUUUAAAGCUGGCCCCUCUUGGAUUCACACAUGCCAUUCUACUAGUUUUCAUUUGUCACUUUCAUUGUUCACAUUUCUUGGUCCUGGACGCAAACUUGUUCUUGAUGGGUUCAGAAGUUUGCUGAUGGGUUCACCUAACAUGAACACGCUAGUUGGUUUAGGUGCUUUAUCAUCUUUUGCAGUCAGCUCCAUUGCAGCCAUCAUGCCGAAACUGGGAUGGAAGACAUUCUUUGAGGAACCAAUUAUGUUAAUAGCUUUUGUUCUGUUGGGGAAAAAUCUUGAACAGAGAGCAAAAAUAAAAGCCACCAGUGACAUGACAGGACUUCUGAAUAUUCUUCCUACAAAAGCACGCCUCAUGGUUGACAGUGAUGCUGGAAAGGUGCCAUCACUUGUAGAGGUUCCAUGUAGCAGCCUCUCUAUUGGGGACCAGAUUGUUGUACUACCAGGAGAUCGUGUUCCAGCUGAUGGAAUUGUUAAAGCUGGAAGAAGUUCAAUUGAUGAGUCAAGUUUCACUGGGGAGCCUCUGCCAGUGACAAAGCUUCCUGGGGCUGAAGUGACAGCUGGUAGCAUUAACUUGAAUGGUACACUUACCAUUGAAGUAAAAAGACCUGGAGGUGAAACUGCUAUGGGGGAUAUAGUUCGCUUGGUGGAGAAUGCACAAACAAGGGGAGCUCCUGUGCAACGCUUAGCCGACAAGGUUGCUGGGCAUUUUACAUAUGCAGUUAUGGCAUUGUCUGCUGCCACUUUCACAUUCUGGAGUUUGUUUGGUUCACAACUUGUACCAGCUGCGUUGAAGCAUGGAAGUUCAAUGUCCUUGGCCCUACAGCUAUCUUGUAGUGUUUUGGUUGUUGCAUGUCCAUGUGCACUUGGUCUGGCUACUCCGACUGCUGUGCUGGUGGGAACCUCAUUAGGGGCGACUAGAGGACUGCUUUUACGUGGUGGAGAUGUUUUGGAGAAGUUUGCAGCUGUUGAUGCAGUAGUGUUUGAUAAAACAGGCACUUUGACAACUGGAAAGCCUGUUGUGACGAGGGUUAUAACUCAUCAACAUGGGGAACAUGAAUAUUCAUAUGAAACUCCUAAGUUCAAAUGGACAGAAGCUGAUAUCUUGAGGUUAGCUGCCAGUGUGGAAUCAAAUACAAAUCAUCCAGUUGGAAAAGCUAUCGUUGAAGCUGCUCGUUCUGUUGGUUCUCAAAAUGUCAAGGUAAUAGAUGGGACAUUCAGUGAAGAACCUGGCUCUGGUGUGGUAGCUGUUGUUGACCAAAAGAAGGUUGCUGUUGGGACAUUAAGCUGGCUCAGAAGGCAUGGAGUUGUUGAUAACCCAUUUCCAGAUGCGGAGCUCAAUAAUCAGUCUGUUGUAUAUGUAGGAGUAGAUAGUGCUUUAGCCGGGCUAAUUUACUUUGAGGAUAAAAUAAGGGAAGAUGCACCUCAUGUUGUUGAAACUUUAUCAAAACAAGGAAUAAACAUAUAUAUGCUAUCUGGUGACAAGAAGAAUGCCGCUGAAUAUGUAGCAUCUAUGGUUGGUAUCGACAAAACAAAGGUGAUUUCUGAAGUUAAACCCGAGGAGAAGAAGAUGUUCAUCUCUGAGCUUCAAAAAAAUCAAAAAGUUGUUGUGAUGGUUGGUGAUGGUAUUAAUGAUGCUGCUGCAUUGGCUUCAGCAGACAUAGGUAUUGCAAUGGGUGAAGGUGUUGGUGCAGCUAGCGAUGUAUCUUCAAUUGUGCUUAUGGGCAACAGAUUAUCACAGCUGAUCGAUGCUUUGGAUUUGAGCAAAGUAACUAUGAAGACUGUGAAGCAAAACCUGUGGUGGGCAUUUGCAUAUAAUAUUGUAGGAAUUCCAGUUGCUGCUGGAAUUUUAUUACCUUCAACUGGUACUAUGUUGACGCCAUCUAUUGCUGGAGCUCUUAUGGGUUUGAGUUCGGUAGGGGUGAUGACAAACUCACUGUUUUUGAGGUUUAGGGCAGGGAAAGGAAAGAAACAUAUGCACAAACACCAGCGGCAAAGCAGAGACAUCCCUGAUUCAGACAUCCUUGUACAAAUCGACAAUGAGGCGCAGAAACCUUACCCUGUCAAAUGGAGGAACAGUUGAUUCUUGAAACUGGGACUGACCAUUAUAUGUUUGUCAAAUUUAACUUGAACUACAUGAUCAGGUCAGUGAAUAAGCGGUAAGUGAAGCGGAGCCAGAUGAAUGAGCACAAAGUUCAGUGGGGUCAGGCACUAAAGAUUGGAUGCAUUAGACAUCCUCAAACCAGUUUGCCUGAUGAGCUGAGUAUUGCAGCCCUUCUUGUUGGGCUGCGGGAGCUAUUGGUAAUUGCAUUCUUUUCUGUUAUCGGUUGGAACAGUGCACUAUGGCAUCAGGAUCUCCAAAAUCGAUCUGCAAUCUCUCUUUGAUAUCAAUCUUUGUUGUUCAAUUUUCCCAACAGUUUCUGAUCAAUUUUUCUUUUGAUUGUCAACUAAUUUGAACUAUAGAAACAUGCUACACUAAAAGUUCAGUUUCAAUCAUAUAUUAGGAUCCGCAUUUCCUCAA